GUCAACACCCUGCGCUGCCAGAUCGGAGACCGCCUCAACGUGGAGGUGGACGCGGCCCCCACCGUGGACCUGAACCGCGUGCUCAAUGAGACCAGGAGUCAGUAUGAGGCCCUGGUGGAGACCAACCGCAGGGACGUGGAGGAAUGGUUCACCACCCAGACCGAGGAGCUGAACAAGCAGGUGGUGUCCAGUGCAGAGCAGCUGCAGUCCUGCCAGGCGGAGAUCAUUGAGCUGCGACGCACAGUCAACGCCCUGGAGAUCGAGCUGCAGGCCCAGCACAACCUGAGGAACUCCCUGGAGAACACGCUGACGGAGACCGAGGCGCGCUACAGCUCCCAGCUGUCCCAGGUGCAGCGCAUGAUCACCAACGUGGAGUCCCAGCUGGCCGAGAUCAGGAGUGACCUGGAGCGGCAGAACCAGGAGUACCAGGUGCU
Suricata suricatta (meerkat) is the source of this 434-nucleotide messenger RNA. Its product is annotated as keratin, type I cuticular Ha3-I-like. Lineage: Eukaryota; Metazoa; Chordata; Mammalia; Carnivora; Herpestidae. The transcript has 3 exons. The record is from RefSeq and is a predicted model, not a curated record. The annotation marks the transcript as partial. Gene Ontology annotation, molecular function: structural molecule activity.